GAUGAUUGUCGUUGUGAUGAUAAAUUAAAUAUUGGUCACGAAAUAUUUGUUGUUGAUGAUGAUGAUGAUGAUGAUGAAAUUGAAAAAAAGCCAUUAUCACCAUCGAAUAACAAUCAAUAUUGUUGGUCAAAUAUUUCCGAUUUUGUUUAUAGACAUGCAAUUCGUUUGGAACAUAUUGAAAAUCCAUUGAUUGAUUCAUCAUCAUCGUUAAACAUUGAUCCAAAUAACAUUAAUAACCAAGAAUUAUUUCAACUAAAUCGAUUGGAACAGAAAAAAUUAGAAGAAAUUAAUUAUCAUUUACAUACAUUAUAUGAUUUUGGUCACCAUCCAAAUUUUCAUCCUGAACAUGAAAAAAUUAUACGUGAUCGACAAGAUGGUUUAAAAUAUUUGGAAAUGAGUAUGAAAAAAUUAAUUAUAACGGUAAAAAAUGUACCAUCAUUUAGACAAUUAUGUCAAGAAGAUCAAAUUCAAUUAUUGAAAAAUAGUGCCAUCGAAAUUAAAUGGAUAAUUAAUUUAAGAUUUUUUGAUGAAUCACGUAAAUCUUGUUUAUUACCGAAUCCAAAUCUUGAAGAACGUAAUUCAUUUAUUGUUUUCGAUAAUGAUUAUUUACAACAAACAUAUGGUAAUGAAAUUAUUGGUCGUUUAAAAAAUUUUUUCAAUUCAUUUCGUUAUGAUUGGCGUAAUGAUGAUUCAAUUCUUAAUCUGUUAUCAAUGAUGAUUUUAUUCUACCCGGAACGUUCAAAUCUAAUUAAUCGUCAUUAUAUACAACAACAAUUUCAAACAUUUAGUCAUUUAUUACGUAAAUAUUUACAGGUAAAAUAUUCAUCAAUUUGUGAAGGACGUUCAAUUUAUUUAAAAUUAUUAACCGGUAUACAAGAAAUUCGUUAUCUAAAUGAACAAUGUUUAGAAUUUAUAUUAAAAAUGGAUAUGAAAUUUGUUGGUCCAUUAACAAUGGAAUUAUAUGAAUUAAAAUUGAAAAAAAAGAAAUUAUUAAAUUCUUAAUUGCCAAAAAAUGUUGA
Molecule: messenger RNA, 1019 nt
Organism: Dermatophagoides pteronyssinus (European house dust mite)
Lineage: Eukaryota; Metazoa; Arthropoda; Arachnida; Sarcoptiformes; Pyroglyphidae
Product: nuclear hormone receptor HR96-like
Biological process (GO): positive regulation of transcription by RNA polymerase II; cell differentiation; negative regulation of transcription by RNA polymerase II
Molecular function (GO): nuclear receptor activity; zinc ion binding; RNA polymerase II cis-regulatory region sequence-specific DNA binding
Source: RefSeq, a predicted model, not a curated record